AUGGCUCUUCAAGCCACUACUACUACUUUCUGCUUCUCCGGUCAUACUCUCCGAUCAAAUCCUCCCGACUCACUAACUUCAAAGCGUCGCUUCUCCUCCAUCAAAGCUUCUUCAUCUUCUUCUUCAGGAAUCUCUUCUCCUCCGCUUCUCUCGCUUUCACGAUCUAAUCUCAUAGGAAGAGCAUUUUCUAGUGAUGGCUCAACGCAAGAGUCUCCUUCUGUGGUAUGUUUCGGCGAAAUGCUGAUCGAUUUCGUACCGACGACGAGCGGUCUCUCUUUAGCCGAUGCACCAGCGUUUAAAAAGGCGCCGGGCGGUGCGCCUGCGAAUGUAGCCGUAGGUAUCGCUCGCCUCGGUGGUUCAUCAGCUUUCAUUGGCAAGGUUGGUGAAGAUGAGUUUGGUUAUAUGCUUGCUAAUAUUCUGAAGGAUAACAAUGUGAACAAUGAAGGGAUGCGUUUUGAUCCUGGAGCUAGAACUGCUUUAGCGUUUGUGACUUUGACGAGCGAAGGCGAGCGCGAGUUCAUGUUCUAUCGGAAUCCUAGUGCUGAUAUGUUGUUACAAGAAUCUGAGCUUGAUCUUGAUUUGAUUAAAAAGGCGAAGAUAUUUCAUUACGGUUCGAUAAGUCUAAUCACAGAGCCGUGCAAGUCCGCACACAUUGCUGCAGCAAAGGCUGCUAAAGAAGCUGGUGUGAUUCUUUCAUACGAUCCGAACCUUAGGCUCCCGUUGUGGCCGUCUGCAGAGAACGCUCGUGAUCAAAUUCUGAGCAUUUGGGACACUGCUGAUAUCAUAAAGAUAAGCGAAGAGGAGAUUGAGUUUCUAACGAAAGGAGAAGAUCCGUAUGAUGAUACUGUCGUCCGCAAGUUGUUCCAUCCUAAGCUGAAACUACUUCUUGUCACCGAAGGCCCUGAAGGUUGUCGUUACUACACCAAGGAUUUUAGCGGGAGAGUGCGUGGACUGAAGGUGGAAGUAGUGGACACGACUGGUGCUGGAGAUGCGUUUGUUGCCGGAAUAUUAUCUCAACUAUCCCUAGAUCUCUCCUUGCUUCAGGACGAAGAAAGACUGAGAGAGGCUCUACUGUUUGCGAAUGCGUGCGGAGCCUUAACGGUGAAGGAGAGAGGCGCAAUUCCUGCUCUUCCCACUAAAGAAGCUGUUCUUGAGGCCUUACUCAAACCUGUCAUCUAA
Messenger RNA from Microthlaspi erraticum, 1179 nucleotides. The record is from the annotation of a GenBank genome assembly. Lineage: Eukaryota; Viridiplantae; Streptophyta; Magnoliopsida; Brassicales; Brassicaceae.